Fusarium venenatum is the source of this 975-nucleotide messenger RNA. Its product is annotated as pectin lyase fold/virulence factor. Lineage: Eukaryota; Fungi; Ascomycota; Sordariomycetes; Hypocreales; Nectriaceae. The record is from RefSeq and is a predicted model, not a curated record. Gene Ontology annotation, molecular function: pectate lyase activity.
AUGAAGCUGACCUCUGUUUUCACGGCCGUCUUUGCCACCUUGGCAGUCGGUUCACCUCUCGAGACUCGCGAUGCGCACAUUAAGCGUCAGGCCUCUGAGGCCUGCAACGUUGGGUACUGUACUCAAAACGGAGGAACUACUGGUGGUGUCAAGGGUCAAACUGUCACUGUGACCACUCUCGCCGCUCUCCAGGAAGCCGCCACGCGAACUGGACCUCUCACUAUCAUUGUUUCUGGCAAGUUGACUGGUAGUGAUCGCGUGCGUCCUGCGUCUGACAAGACUAUCAUCGGUGCGGCCGGCAGCUCUCUCACGGGCAUCGGAUUCUACGUUCGUCGCCAGAAGAACGUUAUUCUCCGAAACCUCAAGAUUGCCAAAGUUGAUGCUUCCAACGGCGAUGCUAUCGGUAUCGAUGAGUCGACCAAUGUCUGGGUUGACCACUGUGACCUGUCCGGUGAUUUGAGCGCUGGUAAGGAUGACCUUGACGGUCUUCUUGACAUCUCACACGGUGCUGAUUGGGUCACUGUAUCCAACACUUACUUCCACGACCACUGGAAGGGCUCGCUCAUCGGCCAUUCUGAUAACAAUGCUUCCGAGGAUAAGGGCAAGCUCCACAUCACCUAUGCCAACAACUACUGGAAGAACGUCAACAGCCGUCAGCCUCUGAUCCGCUUCGCUACUGUUCACCUCGUCAACAACUACUGGGACCAGAUUCUCCUCUCCGGUGUUAACACUCGCAUGGGUGCUCAAGUCCUGGUUCAGAGCUCUGCCUUUGCCAACUCUGUCGAGCGAGCCAUCUUCUUCGCUGAUUCCAAGGAGACUGGCUACGCUGUUGUUGAUGAUGUUGAUCUUGGUGGCUCUGUCAACUCUGCUCCCAAGGGUACACUUACUGCUGCUUCUUUGCCUUACAAGGUUACUCUUCUCGGGUCUAAGAAGGUUGCUUCUGUUAUUCCCGGCACUGCUGGCCAGAAGCUGUAA